AUGGUAACAACAACUGAGAAGGGAAUCGACGUAUACGAAGCUGGCCCUGACGCUCCAUUUGCGGCAGUUCCAGACAAACCUAAUGGUAAGACAAACUUGAUGUGACAGGGUGUUUUUAGAACCUUCCUUUAUGGUUGGCCAUGAUAAAGAUAAGUUUCCCGCUUACGUAUUGGAACUGAAUCCGAAGAAUGACACGGAGUCGAUCAAGGAGAAGUUUAAUCGACUCAAGAGUGAUGCUUUUCUUUUGCAUGAACAAAUUGAAAGAGAAGCGCUAAAAGACGAAACGCCCGUGCAAAUACGACCAGUUGAUGAACUAAAAUUUCUUAUAAACUCUUUGAAGAAAACCAUCGAGACCCCCUCAGAGUAA
Molecule: messenger RNA, 367 nt
Organism: Bursaphelenchus xylophilus (pine wood nematode)
Lineage: Eukaryota; Metazoa; Nematoda; Chromadorea; Rhabditida; Aphelenchoididae
Source: the annotation of a GenBank genome assembly